AUGUCAUGCAUGUGUAUCUGCAACAUGCAGACACCCUCAAGUUGCAAUAGAGCAAAGAGCAAACAAUUAAGUAUAUUAUUGCCAUUGUAUGCUUCCAUUGGUGAUGGGCAGGAAGAGCAGAAGGGAGGUCACCAGGAGAAUAUCCGAAGCCUUCCGGGGAUGUCUUACGGCACCAUGCAAGAUCUAUGCGGGAAGCAAAAGAGACUUAUUCUCAGCAUUCAUGCAAAGAAAAUCGAGGGCACGUCCACCCGAUUACCUUUCCCUCAGAAUGAGCUGGCUGAAGCUGAUAGGCUACUUUGUAACACGAAGCGCUGA
Molecule: messenger RNA, 315 nt
Organism: Microsporum canis CBS 113480
Lineage: Eukaryota; Fungi; Ascomycota; Eurotiomycetes; Onygenales; Arthrodermataceae
Exons: 2
Coding region: 1-315 (104 amino acids)
Source: RefSeq, a predicted model, not a curated record